This is a messenger RNA of Apis dorsata (giant honeybee), 838 nucleotides long. Its product is annotated as sodium/calcium exchanger regulatory protein 1-like. Gene Ontology annotation, cellular component: cytosol; nucleus. Bases 415 to 819 code for a protein of 134 amino acids. The record is from RefSeq and is a predicted model, not a curated record. Lineage: Eukaryota; Metazoa; Arthropoda; Insecta; Hymenoptera; Apidae. The transcript is spliced from 5 exons. Gene Ontology annotation, biological process: fatty acid transport. Gene Ontology annotation, molecular function: fatty acid binding.
AUCUAGUGAUAUUUAGUUUGCAUGACAAUAGUGAAAUUGAUUAAGAAGUUAAUGUAAAAUAUAGUAUUUCAUCAAAAAUAAAAUUAAUCGUGCAAUGUGCAAGUGAAUAUUAAUGUACUUUAUUUUAUACGUGCCAAUAAAUUUUAAGUAUAUCGUUUAGAUAUAAAAAAUCUAUGGAGAGGAGAAGUUACUUCAAAACAGCAUACGAUUGAAGAACAAGGAGAUUACGCUUUAGAUAGACAUUUUAUCAACAUCAUAGACACCAAUAAUAGUGAGGAGACGACUGCAUCAAAUAUAUUAAAAUCAAAAUCUUUCGAACUGGUUCAUAGUGAGAACUCGCCACAGUCUGUGAGAAAGUGUUUCAAACGAAUACCAAACACAUCUUCUCAGGAGCAUUACCAACAGGAGAGAGAAAUGACAUCGAUCGUCGGCACUUAUCAACAUGAAAGCAAUGAAAACCUCGACGAAUAUUUUAAAGCUGUGGGUGUACCAUACAUUCCACGAAAACUGAUGUGUAUGUCCAGUCCGCGACUGGAAAUAUCGAACGAUGAUGAUAAAUGGACCAUUCGUACCAUUACAAUGAUUCGUAUGGCAGAAGUGACGUUUACUCUCGGUGAAGAAUACGAAGAAUACAUGCCUACAGGAGUUAUACUGAAAAAUAUAACUACACUGGAGGGAGAUAAUCUAGUGACAGUUUCAGUCGGUCCAAAUAACAGCAAAGUAUUACGGAAGUACGAAAUUACAAAAGAUGGUGUAGUUUUGAUAAUGACUCACGAAAAGAGUGGCCAAAUAGGAAAACGCUAUUUUAAGCGUCUUUAAUAAAUUUUAAUUGCAAAAA